Messenger RNA from Ochlerotatus camptorhynchus, 4122 nucleotides. RefSeq lists its product as uncharacterized. The transcript has a single exon. The record is from RefSeq and is a predicted model, not a curated record. Bases 1 to 4122 code for a protein of 1373 amino acids. NCBI's taxonomy places the organism in Eukaryota, Metazoa, Arthropoda, Insecta, Diptera, Culicidae.
AUGAAACGGUUGUCACUCGAGGCGAAAAAGAGCAUCGUUCGGCAAUUUUCGCAACGCGGUAGCGAAGUUUCCAGCUUGAGUGAAAGUGAUGUGCCAAAUUCGGAGGAAAAAGUACGAGGUUGGUUGCAGAAAUCCGGCGAGCAGACAGAGGGAAACUUAAAAUCCACGUCAGCAGCAAGAGAUACCCGCAAAGUUCCGGAGAAUCCCGGAAAGGAAAUGUUCAGCAAUCUUCGUAAUCCAGUUCCCGGCACAUCAAGGACAGGCAACUACCGGUUCAUUGAGGGACCGAACGAAGCAGAUGAGGACGAGGAUGAGGAGGAUGGAGCCUGCAGUUUUCAUUCACGAGAAAUAAGGGGAAACACGGUUCGUGGUAGAGGCAAUGGUGCUGCCCAUCAUCAAGAUCUAGAUGGCCCAACAAGUCGUCAGCUAGCAGUACGGCAAGUCAUGGGGAAGGAUUUACCAACGUUUUCCGGGAAUCCAGAGGAGUGGCCGAUCUGGAUAAGCAACUUCCAGCGAUCAACAGAUACGUGCGGAUUCUCUAUGGAUGAGAAUAUGAUCCGACUUCAGCGCUGCCUCAAGGGACCGGCAAUGGAGAUGGUACGAUGCAGACUACUAUCCCCUUUAAGUGUUCCACACGUCAUUAAGGCAUUGCAGAUGCGGUACGGUCGACCCGAAACUCUGAUAAGAGCACUUACCGAAAAGAUUCGACAACUUCCUCCUCCAAAGAUGGAUAAUUUGGAGAGCAUCGUCGACUUCGGUAUGGCGGUGGAUAGUUUGGUAGAACAUUUGAAGAAUGCGAAACAACAGGCGCACUUGGCAAACCCGUCAUUGUUGCACGACCUGGUUGCGAAGCUUCCCGUGGAUUACCGUUUGAAGUGGUCAGCAUUUAAGAGUUCCAGUCCGUUAGUUAACCUCGGAACGUUCGGAUCAUUCAUGUCGUCACUGGUGGAGUUGGCGUAUGAUGUGAUGGAUGACCAACCGACUGUGAAGAUAACGAAAGGAGUUUAUCAAAAGCCCAAAGACCGGAGUUUCAUACACGCACAUGCUGAAAAUGUUUCGGCUGGGUCUACUUCCUCUUACAAUGGUUCUACUACUCCAACCAGCCCAGUGAAGAAGGUCUGUGCUGCCUGCAAGAAGGAAGGGCACAAGGUGACGGAUUGCUACAAGUUUAAGGCCAUGAAUAUCGACGAGCGUCUCAAAUUCGUCAGUCAGAACGUGCUCUGUAGGACCUGCCUAAAUCAACACGGCAAAUGGCCUUGCAAAACAUGGAAAGGAUGCGGAAUAGAAGGUUGCCGUCUUCGUCAUCACACGCUCCUGCAUUCUGCCACACCAGCGGUCCCAGCGGUAGUGUCCACGAGUCAUUUGAAACUCCAAAGUGGAGGGGGUCCAGUCUUCCGAAUUUUACCGGUGACGCUGUAUGGAAAACAAAGUCAGGUGAAUGUGUUCGCGUUUGUGGAUGAAGGCUCGCAAAUUUCUCUGUUGGAUGUUGCAGUGGCUGAACAGCUAGGAGUAACGGGUCCUACUGGGACACUUAAUCUACAGUGGACGGGAAAUAUUACUCGUGAAGAGCCGAACUCGCGUAUCAUCCAGAUGGAGAUCUCCGGGAAGUAUUCGGCUAAACACUUCAAGCUUGUGGACGCGCGUACGGUAGAAGGUCUCCGGCUGCCAUCACAAUCCUUGCGCUACCGGGAUCUAGUGGAAAUGUAUCCGUAUCUUCGAGGUUUGCCAAUUACCGACUACGAAAAUGUGACACCAAAACUUCUAAUUGGUCUUGACAACUUGAAACUCACGAUUCCACUCAAAGUUCGAGAAGGAGGUUGGGGUCAACCGAUGGCAGCAAAAUGCCGUCUAGGCUGGAGCAUCUACGGCUGUUCACGUUUCGCGACGGAAUCAUUCAGCUGUGGGUUUCAUGUUGGAGGAUGGACCAAUUCGGAAGGUGAUUUGAACCAACUCGUCCGGGACUACAUAACACUGGACAAUUCUGGUGUGCGACCUCCGCUCACACCUAUAGAAUCCGAGGAACAUAAACGGGCUCGACAGCUGCUCCAGGCCACGACUCGUAGAGUUGGAAAACGAUUUGAGACCGGCCUGCUAUGGAAGUGGGACAAUGUUCAAUUUCCGGAUAGCUACGGGAUGGCGCUUCGUCGGUUACGCUCUUUGGAGAAACGACUCACCAAGGAACCACAACUGUAUGAAUGUGUCCGUCAACAGAUGCGGGAGUAUCAGGAGAAGGGAUACGCGCAUCGGGCUACCGAGGAGGAACUCGCCAACACCAGCACAGGUAAGAGUUGGUACCUGCCCCUGGGAGUAGUCCUAAAUCCUAAAAAGCCAAACAAGGUUCGGAUUAUUUGGGACGCCGCAGCAAAAGUUAACGGAGUAUCGCUCAACUCAGCACUUCUGAAGGGUCCCGAUUACCUCGCCUCGCUAGUUGAAGUUGUCUACCACUUCCGUCUCUACACUAUCGCGCUGACGGGAGACAUCAAAGAGAUGUUUCAUCGCUUGUUUAUCCGGCAGGAGGACCGCCAAUAUUUGCGUUUUCUAUGGCGGGAUUCCGCAAAGUCAGAAGUAGAAAUCUACGUUAUGAACGUUGCAAUAUUCGGAGCAACGUGUUCCCCAAGCUCUGCGCAAUUCGUCAAAAAUGUGAACGCACAGGAGUUUCAGAGUGUAUCUUCCCGGGCAGUGAAAGCGAUUGUUCGAUAUCAUUACGUUGAUGAUUAUCUCGAUAGUUUUCCGACGGCAGAAGAAGCAGUGCAGGUGGGAGUUGAAGUUCGGUGGAUACAUGCGGAAGGGGGAUUCGAAAUUCGGAACUUUCUUUCGAACGAUCCAGUUGUUGCAGUGAAGGUUGGAGCAACAUCCAGUGAAACCGUGAAAACGAUCAAGCCGGAGAAAGUGGACAACGUGGAAUCUGUUCUUGGUAUGAAGUGGAUCCCGACCGGAGACGAACUCACCUACAGCUUCGUAGUACGCGCCGACAUGGAACAUGUGCUAGAGAUAAACCACACGCCAACAAAACGAGAAGUGCUACGCGUGGUGAUGAGCUUGUUUGAUCCACUAGGAUUAAUCAGUCAUUUCGUGAUUCACGGAAAAACUCUAAUGCAAGACAUCUGGGCAUCGGGAGUAGACUGGGACGAACCCAUCAGUAACGAACUAUGCGAACUAUGGCGGCGCUGGAUAGCACUUCUGCCGAAGCUGAACUCCAUUCGGAUUCCUCGCUGCUAUUUUACAGCAGCGGAUUAUCAGACGUAUUCGUCACUUGAAGUCCACGUCUUCGUGGAUGCCAGCAAGUCAUGUUACGCCAGUGUUGUCUAUUUCCGAGUAGAGACCGAGGAAGGCAUGAAGGUGGCAUUAGUAGCCGGAAAAACGAAGGUUGCUCCGUUAAAAAUGAUGUCCAUCCCGCGAUUGGAGCUUCAAGCUGCUGUAUUGGGCACCCGAUUGCUCAACAGUGUCGUUGCAAUGCACAAUCUUGCUGUCAGCCGUCGCGUAUUGUGGACAGAUUCCCAGACAGUGCUUGCUUGGUUGCGGUGCGAUCACCGAAGAUAUCAACAGUUCGUGGGUUUCCGGGUAGCUGAGAUUCUAUCCACAACAGAUCUACAGGAGUGGAGGAAGAUAGAAACCGAGCGUAAUGUGGCGGAUCUCGCAACGAAAUGGGGCAAAGGACCGAUCUUCGACGAAAGUAAUCCUUGGUUUCAUGGACCGAAGUUCCUACUGGAACCAGAAUGUCUGUGGCCGACGCAGGAGAUGGUGCCGUGUACCACAAAUGAAGAAAUUCGCCAUGUAGGCAUGCACGUGAUGCAGUCAACACUGCUCAUCGAAACCGGAAGAUUCAGCAGCUGGGAAAAACUACACCGCACCGCAGCGUGGGUUCAUCGAUUCGUAAACAACCUUAAAAGCAAGAAGCAAGGCGUUCAGCUGGAGUUAGGUGAACUGAAGCAGGAAGAACUAGCUGACGCAGAGAUCACUCUGUACAAACAAGCGCAGCAAGAAUAUUACACCGAUGAAAUCAUGCAACUCAGUGGAAAGGAAGAAGCGAUACAGUUUCGUCAUUCGGCGGUAUCCAGAUCCAGCAGAAUUUUCAAGCUGUGGCUGUUCCUGGAUCAAUUCGGAGUGCUGCGGAUGCGAUGA